This is a messenger RNA of Hyalella azteca, 3018 nucleotides long. Its product is annotated as lysosomal acid glucosylceramidase. Gene Ontology annotation, biological process: glucosylceramide catabolic process. The record is from RefSeq and is a predicted model, not a curated record. The transcript is spliced from 13 exons. Gene Ontology annotation, molecular function: glucosylceramidase activity. Lineage: Eukaryota; Metazoa; Arthropoda; Malacostraca; Amphipoda; Hyalellidae. Bases 76 to 2505 code for a protein of 809 amino acids.
UGAUCGUUGGGACACUCACAGUCACACACAUCCCCACCAUAGAUCCAUACAAGGGCAUGAAUAGGACAAAUCUGAAUGGUAUCAGUGAUAAAAACAAGAAUGGCUAACUGGCGCAUGCCUCUCCGAUGGUGCAUUUGGCUUCUGCUAGUUGUCCUUCGGCCCAACCAUGAAGCUGCAGGCUCCUGCGUCGGUCGCGACUACGGCUUCGGCAGCAUCGUGUGCGUGGACACGAUCGAACACUGCGGCUUGCCCGGCGUGUUGCCCGCUAUGGCCAGUAACCAACUACUCAUGGUCACGUCUGACAAGGCGGGACUGCGGUGGCAAGAAACCUACUACCAGUGGAAGACUUUUCGUGCAGAGGAGUCGGUUGAGACGAGAGCAGAGUCGGUAAAGCUAGGCAGUCACACAGCUUCGGUUCAAGCUCUACCAGCUACACUGAAAGCCGACAAAGGAUCUUCUCGUACUAAAUCAGCAAGCGAGAGUGCUGAUGUGAUGCCGUCAGUACCUAAAUCAGCAAGAGAGAGUGCUUAUGCGAUACCAACAGUACCUGCAUCAGCAAGAGAGAGUCCUAAUGUGAUCCAAUCGGUACCUGCAUCAGCAAGCGAGAGUGCUGAUGUGAUACCAUCGGUACCUAAAUCAGCAAGAGAGAGUGCUGAUGUGAUACCAUCAGUACCUAAAUCAGCAAGAGAGAGUGCUGAUGUGAUGCCGUCAGGAGCUAAAUCAGCAGCUGAGAGAGGUGAUACUGUACUGUCUCAUGACAAUUUGGCCUCAAUGAGUAGCAAAUCCAGGAUAUCAAUAACGGAGCUGGAAAAAUCGAAGAACCUGUCAGCAUCAGCUCGAGUUGAGUCAGCCAACGAGAAUGCUGACUUGGAAACUCGCCUAUCUGAUUCAACAAAGUUAAAUGAUGAUCCGAAACUAUAUCAACCUGACUUGCCGUUAAAAGAAGCUUUGGUCGUAUCAUCUCAAAGUGAAGCAGAAAAGUUAAGCGUGGAUUCAGUCCCAUAUUCAAUCGAGUCGGCAAAAAUAAUCACAUACGCGGGAACAUCCCAAAAAGACUUAGUGUCAGCAGCGGCUGAGUUAACACGAGGAAGCUCUGACUCAGGACCAUCUCUAGCUGACACACCAGCUUCAACGGCGGAGUCAACACGAGUAGUAGCUGAGCCAGCCCCAGAAGUUACUCUGACAUUGGAUAGGUCUGAGCGUUACCAAACAAUCGCUGGUUUUGGAGGCGCGUUCACGGAUGCUGCAGCGCUUAACAUCCUUACCUUGCCGCGGCCACUGCAAGACUGCAUAGUCAGUUCGUACUUCAGCCCUGAAGGUCUUCAGUAUUCCAUGGGCCGCGUUCCUAUCGGAGGAGCAGACUUCAGCGUGCGAGCUUACACCUACGACGACCUGGACGAAGGGCAGACAGAUGAGGACCUCAAGCACUUCACCCUCCAGAGGGAGGACAUCCAGAUGAAGAUCCCGCUGAUCCAAGCAGCGUCUCGUGUACGUGGUUCGUCUGGUCCUCUGAAGCUCGUGGCGUCCGCGUGGUCAGCCCCGGUGUGGAUGAAGACUGGACCGAGUCUGGAUGGCAAAGGGAAAUUGCAGAGGCAAUACUGGGCUGUCUGGGCUCAGUAUAUCCUUAAGUUUCUGAAGGAGUACCGGAAGCGCGGUGUGGAAUUCUGGGCAGUGACGGCGCAGAACGAACCUACGGACGGUCUUAUCACAGACUUUCCUAUUAACGCCAUGGGGUGGACAGCUCUAGAACAGGCCGAGUGGGUGGGCCACUUCUUAGGUCCCACUCUCGAGGCCGAAGGCUUCAACGACACCAAAAUUUUUGUAUUGGACGACAACAGGAUCGCCUUGCCGCACUGGAUGGACGUUAUGGCUGCUGACAAUUUAACCGCUCGGUUCGUGUCGGGCGCGGCAGUUCACUGGUACGUAGACUUCCUUGUGCCGGCCUCCGUUUUGGAUGAAACAAACAGCCGCUACCCGCACUGGCCUAUUCUCUACACUGAGGCUUGCACAGGUCAGUGGCCGUGGCAGCCGCUGAAGGUGGUCCUCGGUAGCUGGCAGCGAGCGCAGUAUUACAUAGACGACGUUAUUGAUACUCUGAACCACUGGGCGGUGGGCUGGAUAGACUGGAACUUGGCGCUGGACACAAAGGGAGGACCGAACUGGGCUAAGAACUUCGUGGACGCGCCUGUCAUCGUCAAUGCGGGUGUUCAGGAAGUGUACAAGCAGCCCCUGUACUACGCCAUGGGCCACGUAACAAAGUUUGUACAGGAAGGCAGUGUGAGGAUCGGCCUUCAGUACACCGCGGGGACAAGCGAAGCUACCAGAGCUACGGAGCUACCGAACACACUGCGCGCGACUGCCUUCCUGAGACCCGAUAACUGUACGACUAUUGUACUUGUCAACAAGAAACGGUCGCCGGUGCUGUUGGAGAUCCGUGAUGGGGAACGGAGCAGCGGAGUGCUGGAGUUGACAGCGAGUUCCUUCAACUCGUUCUUCUGGUGCUGAACUCCUGUGCCUCCUUAGGAACAUUAGAUCCUAUCAUGGAAAUCUUAAUGAAAUUGAUACGUCCGAUCCCGCAAGGCAGGCUGAAAAAUAUAUCUGGCAGGCUGAAAAAUAUGUUGGUGAAGAAUAUAAAUUUAUUUACUACUUUUAAUACUGUUUUAAUUGGAUAAUAUGUCCGAUCCCGCAAAGCAGGCUGACAAAUAUAUUGUUGAAGAAUAUCGAUUUAUUUACUACUUUUAAUACUGUUUUAAUUGGAAUGUGUGUUAUUAGGAUUAUUUAAUUAUAAAGAUUAUUAGGACUACGCGCUAUCCGCCCGAGUAGAAAAUUAGAUUGUUUAGUCUAUUGGAUUGUUUAGUCUAUUGGAUUCUCUUUUGACGGAAAAUCAAUUGAAUACUGUGGGGUUUUGCUUUGAUAUGUUUUAUAUUAUGAUAUUCUUACCAGAAUUUGAAGAAAUCUGCCAUUAAAUCAGCAAGAUAUUACUGAUGUAAAAUAAUAAUUUAAUCGUUUCAUAUUGUC